GAUUCUUGGCGCUGCCAGAUCCAGCAGGACUUUAUCCAUGGUUGUCUUCCGCACUCGAGGCCACAAUCGAAGCAGCGUCAGCUUUCCAGGAGAAAUUCGCGAGUUGAAUUGUUAACAUGCAUUGCCGUAUCAAAGCUUUUGCGCAACAUUUUGAGUACCGGCGUCAACUCCGCCGGAAACAGCGGCGUCUCGCCAAUAAGCCUGCUGUCCAUCACAGUACUCUCGGAAUCCAUGCCUCAGCCCUCGUUUGCGCCCUCCACCCAGCUCACGGAGUCCUUCUUGAGGGUGUCCAUCAAGUACUCUCGAUUACGCAUCUCGAUGCAAUAAGAAGAAGCUCACUCGCCCCUUCGCCCUGGUUCCCCAAGCCCGAACCUGCACCCGACCCAGCGCUCCUACUCAUUUAGUUCACCUGUCACCCACACUGUUGCGGGACAGCAGACUCGCAAUCGCAGUGUCAUACCCGGCUGGGCAUUACAACUUCUCAGCGGCUAUCUUCUCCUCAAAGACCAUUUCCAAUCAAGGCUUUGCCUUCCCUGUCACCCUGUUAUAGC
Lindgomyces ingoldianus is the source of this 551-nucleotide messenger RNA. RefSeq lists its product as uncharacterized. The transcript has a single exon. Lineage: Eukaryota; Fungi; Ascomycota; Dothideomycetes; Pleosporales; Lindgomycetaceae. The record is from RefSeq and is a predicted model, not a curated record. The coding region runs from base 117 to 404 and encodes 95 amino acids.